AUGACCACCACUGUUAGCACACUGUUAAGUCCUCAUGGUCCCUGCCCCAAUCUAGUAAACACAGAUGCACUGUUAGUUGCUUACAGAAAUAUUGUCAAAGAGAUUAAUAUCACAUCAAAAAAAACUAACAUUAUUGCUCAAGGUUUCCAGACAGCGUUUGAUAUCUCUUCAGCAGCCAAUAAGAAAACUGACAUCACAGAUGUAAGCUCCCAUAGAGUACCAAUGUUGCAAUGGAAUGAUGAUCCAAAUGAAUGGGUCACGACGAAAGACACUGGAAGUGGGACAGCUGGACCAAGAGAUGGAAAGGCCUAUACUGUUGACCUCCACGAGCCCAAGGGUGUUACAUUUGACUUUAACUCUGCCACCAUUUGCUACACUGGAGGAAGGAACCAUGGAUGCAUCAAAUUGUAUUCAGGACUUGCAUUUGCAACAGAAUUUAUGGCAGCAAUUCGAAAUAUAUAUGAUGCCACUAGAUUCUUACCACAGAAGGAAAAAACAAGAGCAGAAAAACAUCCAACUUUCAGUUCACCAUUUAUACCAGGAACCCACAAGCUGAUUAACAGUCUUUCAUUUCUGCAAAGGAUCAUGGCUAGAAGAAAAGCUUACCUGCACAAGAAUGGAUUGGAUGGUACAGAUGGAUCUAUCUACUCCAAGACAAAAGGUCUCGCACAGAUGGUAGCCUCAUUAAAGGGCUACCUACGUACAAUGGAUGACCUUGAAAUGGGUACUAGUGUCAAGUUAUAUACUAUUGUGAAUGAGUCAAGGAAAGAACACAGCUUUGCCAAACACCAACAAAGUGGUCAGUCUUGCCAUCCCACUAUGCAGAAGUACAGCAAAACAAAAAGCGGUGACAAAGAAGUAAUAAAAAAACUUAGAGGCGUUCUCAGUCAUACCACACUAACCAAUUCCAGGCAUAGCAGGCAAGAUACAAGUCUAAUUUGUCAUCCGUCACCGUAA
Molecule: messenger RNA, 957 nt
Organism: Porites evermanni
Lineage: Eukaryota; Metazoa; Cnidaria; Anthozoa; Scleractinia; Poritidae
Source: the annotation of a GenBank genome assembly